Molecule: messenger RNA, 6192 nt
Organism: Halichondria panicea
Lineage: Eukaryota; Metazoa; Porifera; Demospongiae; Suberitida; Halichondriidae
Exons: 30
Coding region: 1097-5935 (1612 amino acids)
Molecular function (GO): protein binding; calcium ion binding
Source: RefSeq, a predicted model, not a curated record
GUGCGGCCUGGGAUCGAGGCUAGCUGUCAGUGCUGCUUAAACUGACACAGAACUAUUGGACCACGUGCACCAUCGUGUUAAUAAUUAUCAAACUAUUGUGAUCAGUGAUGGAUACAGCACGUACAUCAUAUUUUCAUACAUUUGUGGUGGCAUUCAAUGGACUACACCACCUGGAAGCAAUAGACCAGCAGUUGUUGGGUACUAUAAUAGAGGAAACUUUUACACUCAUCCAGACUCUGGUUUGGAAACUGUUGGCAACGCUGUAUCUUGUCCUCUCGAGACUAGAAAGAGACAGAGUGAUGGACAAAUGGACCCUACAAAUAUAACAUCGCCAAAUAAUGAAGAAAUGUACAAUCUUGCACGUGAGGGUUGCCGUAAUUUUGUUCAAGGUGUUCGAAACAAUUUUAUUGAGCAUUUGGGUGGAAAAGACAAAGUUUUUUAUUUCAAUUUACUUGUUCAAGAAGGCUACAUAUGUCCACCAAGUGUAAUGAAAGUAAAAAUGGAUGCACGGUUUCAGGGUCAAACGAACAAUAAUCACAACUGCUAUGUUUCUUCUACAAUUCAGUAUACAUCCUCAGGAGCAAUAAGUUUGAACUUGGCUCAGCAGUGCUGCUAUGAUGAUAGACUGAGUCUGAGGAGAAUUAACAGUGAUGAUUCAUAUGCUGGAACAAUGCUCUACUAUGCAACCACCAAUAGAGACCGUGUUGGCAGAGAGGCCUGUUGUAAUGACAUCCUGGAUAACGAUUACUGUGAUGAUUAUUUCGAUGUUACCAUUAUCAAUAAUGGAGUAGGAUACACGCCUCCCAACACAUUCUGAGUUUGCUCACCUGGAUAUGCGAUAAGCGCUGUGUUUGUACCAUGGAUAGCCUCAACAUAAAAAGGUAGAGGCAGUGGUGAUCCCCACUAUACAACUCUUGAUGGAACAUAUUAUACCUUCAACGGAUUGGGAAAUUUCGUUUUGUUUGAAGCUCUUGACAUUACUGGAGAGACGCCAACACUUACGAUUCAAGGAGGUUUGGGUAAUGUUGAAAUAUGGAGGAUAACAACUCAUCAGCGAAUAGCAUUUGGUGAUCAAAACUUGGCAUUCCAGUUUGGAAUGACACCUGGAUUUAGGAUGUUUCAAACUAAGCCUGUGCAAAAAGAAGUUACUGAUCAGUUGUUAGAUGAUCAACCUUGGCAACCUGAUAACUCGACCAUAAUGAGAAUGACAAGACUAGGAAACUACCGAUUAAGAGUAGAGCACUUUCGAAGUGGAGUAUCUUUUAAUUGUGAUGUGAGACUCAUCGGUUCAAGUGACUACUACCUUAACAUUUAUCUGCUGGUUCCAUCGUCAAUCAACUAUAGAGGUUUUUUCGGAAACAGCGAUGGACACUUUCUGUCUGAAAGAUAUAAUGCAACACCGCUCCCACAGCCCCAUAGCGAUCUUCAGCUGUAUGAGCCUCUGCUAACAUGGAGGGUCAACUCUGAAGAGAGCUUGUUUCUUGAUGAUGAAUCUCCAUUACGUCAAAAACGUCAAGGGUCACCAGAGAAUUCUUUCGUUCCCAUAUUUUUUAGUGAUUUAAACUUCACUGAUGCUAUGAGAUUAGAGUGUGAAAAUAAUUCUCAAUGUCUAUUUGACUUGGCUGCUACGAAUGAUAUAAAUAUUGCACUCACUACCCUUAACUUUACUAAGGAAGUCAAUGAUGUCGGAGAAUUUUUAAGGAAGCUCCCUCCUACUAUUUCUGCUAAUCCCACACUCAAAGUUACCAUCGGAGUUGAGGCAAUUUUUGAUCUCAAAGUCAAUGAUUCAAAUGGAGACGCGUUCUCACUACAUGUCCAGAGCACUGCUUUACCAGGGAGGUGGACACUAAACAAUGUGACAGCAACAGAUUACAUUUUUCGCUGGAGUUUAUUCGAAGUAACUAGCGAACAGCUGGUAUUUGUAAGUACAGAUUCAGGAGGUUCUUCGUCAACUUUUAUUCCACGUGUUGAAAUUUGUGCCUGUGUAAAUGGAGGUAACUGUACUCUGAGUGGGGUCAGAAAUGGCAAUGCUACACUGGUCAUGAACUGCUAUUGUAAUAAUGCAUAUUCUGGACAAUUUUGUGAAGAAGACCGUGAUGGGUGCUUAGACAUUCAAUGUUUUAAGGGAACAGAUUGCACUGAUAUCCCAGCCCCAGAAGCGGGUGCUAGAUGCAGCACAUGUCCUCUUGGUUAUACUGGAAAUUCACUGACAUGUUUGGAUAUCGAUGAGUGCUCUCUCAAUGCCAACCUUUGUCAUCAAAUAUGUACUAACACUGAUGGUAGCUACACUUGUGAGUGCAACGAAGGUUACCAACUAAUGGAUGAUGGAUUCAACUGUGAAGAUAUUAAUGAAUGUGACAGAGUGAACAGCUGUCACCAGGUGUGUGUGAAUAUGUUGGGCUCAUUCACCUGUGAUUGUGAGGACGGAUAUACCCUAUUGGAUGAUGACUACACCUGUACUCCCAGGGAACGUUGUGAUGGCAUGUGUUUGUUCGGCUGUUGUGCCGUGAUUGCUGGUGAAGAACGUUGUUAUUGUCCUGUGGGAUUGAGCCUAUCAAAUGGAAAUCUAUGUGAAGAUAUAAAUGAAUGCGACUCUACAAAUACUUGUGAUCAAGUGUGUCACAAUACAAUUGGAAGUUUUGAGUGUUUAUGUUCCGAUGGAUAUGUCUUCCUUAAUGAAGCAUGUACAGAUGUUAAUGAGUGCUUGGAGGCAGCUACUGCUGGAUUCGAUCUCUGCUCAAACACAGCACACUCUCACUGUACCAACACUGAAGGAUCUUAUGGUUGUGCCUGCAAUCCUGGAUAUGAAAAGCUUAAUGAAACUUGCGUACAGAUUGGCUGUUUCCGUUUGGAUGCUAUUGCCAAUGGAGUAAUAGUAUACUCUGCAUUUAGUAGUGAAGAAAACAAGUAUCCAUCAGGAUCAACAGCUACAUAUCAAUGUCAAGUCAAUUACAGUCCAACCAAUCCAGUGACGAGACGCCUAUGUUAUGACAGUACUAUGUGGUCAGGAUCACCUACAACAUGUGAAAUGAUAACGUGUACGGACAUGCUCCAUCUUGAAAAUGGGAGAAUAUCCUUUAGUACUGGUUCUUCUACACCCCCGUUUGAUGUCACAACAGAAGCUACUCACCGAUGUGAUGAUGGUUACACACUCAUCGAACAAGAUGAUACAGUGCGGACUUGUAGAGGAAUUCUAGGCAGUCUAUACGGACAAUGGGACAGAGAAGCUCCACAAUGCAUAAAGAUUGUAAUAACUUCAGCUGUGAAAGCACAAAUUCCUGAGAGCAUUGGCUCAUUCAAUAUUUGCAGUGUACUGAUUACUGAUCAGCUACUACGAACAGAUUUGACCAAUGUAAUCUCAGUGACAAAAACGAACACUAAUUCAGGAUCUGCGGUCAUGGUGUCUUGUGAUGAUCUCACCCCAUGCGGUCAAAUCGAAUUCAGUUUUUUGAGUGCUUCACAAAAUGGAACAACCCAUUGCGUUAUGGUCAAUGUUGUGAAUGAUGAUACUGUUGAGGAUGUGGAGAAUUUAGUGUUCACUAUAAUCUCACUGAAUGGAAUAACAGUCAAUGGCAGCUUUUAUGAAAUUGAUUUGAUAGAUGACGAUGGUUCUAUUAUACAACUGCCAUUCCAUGAGACAACUGAAUAUGUGAAUUCCACGGAUGCAUCUCUGAGUGUAACUGUUUCAAUUGAGACAGCGCCUGGAAAUCUGGAAAGACUUGUUGUAACAAAUUUAUCGCUAAGCCUAGUGACCGAAGAAGGAAGUCAUGCUGCCAGCUAUUCUCGCAUGUUGGUCUUUGGCCCUGAAGCUCUAAAUAUAACAAUAGACAUUCCGGUUUAUGUGAGUAUCAUUCCUGGGCAUCAGAUUGUUACACUUACGCCAUUGAAUCCUCUGGACACGUUCAAUGGCUCCUCUUCCAUAACAGUUUAUAUUUAUAACGAUUCUCAGUUGCCGACCAAUUUUCAGUUUCAGAACCUUGAUCCCACUCUUUGUGAUACAGUGACAGUUGCUUGGGAUGAACCUGACAUCUAUUACGGACCUGUUCAACUGUUUCGUUUGGAGAUCACAGAGAGUAACACUACUUGUCUCAUAGAAGAUGUGAUUGUCCACAGUACUUCGUACACAUUCAGGAAUCUUCUCUGCUGCAUGGAAUACAACAUCAAGCUGUCCGUAUCAUUAUUGGGAAACUUUGGUUCUAACAAUCCUGCUGUAUUUCAGUCUGUAAAGACCCUAUUUGACUUGUCAGAUCCUAUCGAGGUGUUGGUCGUGGCCAUUCUCAAUAACACUGGACUUAGAGUUACAUGGACAGAAACAGAGGAAGUAGCUGCUCAGCAUUCUGAUGGAGAUUUCUUUGUUGUCAGUGUGACAGCUAAUUGCGAAAAUGAACAGUAUUUUGAGAAUAUCACAACACCUUCUCCGAUAGUUGUUCCCUAUGAUGGACAUUUUUCAACUAUCAUUUUCCAGCUGGAUCCCACAGUGCCUUACAGACUUCAAGUGUCAGUUUCUUUCUGUCAAGCUUCCUUUCUAGUCUAUGAUGAACUAUGGUAUACAGAUGAUGGAUCUGGUUUAUCACCUCCUCUGAUCACUUCCAUUAUCCGCUACUUCGAUACUCUGAGUGGUGAUAGAGCAGUUAUUACAUGGGAUUCACCCGUUCAAGUUGUUGGCGUCAACGUAUUUCGUGGCAAGAACCUCACGGAUGACAAUGAAGUAUCUUUCCCUGGAACAAUUGAGGGUAAUCAGUACUCCAUCAGUGGACUUGAUGCUUGUACAACAUAUUGGUUUGCGGUCAAGUCUGCUUCAUGUGCUGCAGAAGUCUUCAGCUCACCAGCGAGACUAAAUACUUCAUCAGAUGUCUCUCCCUUUGAUUUCAGUAUUCAACUGCAAGGAAAUGAGUCAUGUGCUCAGUGGGUAGGGCUGAACACUACUAAAAAAAUCAGUGAACUUGAGAAGCUUAUGUUGAGUAUCCUUCAUAGUGAUACAGAAUCUUGCAACCUCAGGGACACAUACUGUUUUAAAGAAACAGUGUUGGAGUGUAUUAGUGAUUAUCCUUCUACUGCAUCAAUCGUAAAUCUCAAGACUAACCUUGUUGGGAUUAGAUCAAACCAUAGCAGCGAAGGUCAAAAAAAAUGUUUAGUCAACUGGGUGUAUACCAAGCCAACUGUUACAUUGGGUGGACAGAUACUGGUGAUUGUGAUUUUUGUUCCUCAACCUGCACUGACAAGUGCCCCCAUAUCUACACCUGGAAUUCCGAUCACAGUAUCAACACGUCAGGAUAGUUACGGUACUAGCACUGUAUCGCUCGGUACACACUCUAUGCCAACAUCCCUGCUUACAUCGGCACCUUCCUGGAUGUCAGAAACAGUUUCCUUAUUACAAGAGGUUUCUGUUAGCCAGUCAGAACCUGGUGACACAGUACAUGUACCCACACUAACCAAAGUAGUAACUGUAUCUAAAACAAAUGAAGUUCCUCCGGCACAGACAACAUCGAAUGUUCUUGUCACAUCGUCUCUACCUAGUGAAAUUCCAAUCCCCAGUGCACUACCUACACCAGACGUUUCCAUCACAAUACCUACAACUGAACUUCCUGCUUUUGGGCUGGCGCUCAUUAUUGCUCUCUGUAUCGUGAUGGGCAUUCUUUUAGUUGUUCUCAGUGCAAUUAUUGUGGUAAUACUUUAUAGGAAGAAAGCACCAAAAAAGACUCCAAAAAAAUAUGUGAAUAAUGGAAAGACUGCAGAGCGAACGAGGCACUCCGCCCUUGGAUUUAAGGACAACCCCCUUUUCUUUUCAAAUCCUCUAUUUGAUUCAUCACUGGGGGUUGUGACGAAUCCACUCUAUGUUGACAAAGGACAUAUUGAGGAUGAUGUGGAAUCUAUUCCUAGCAAGCUUUUCAGGUAUGAAGACUCUGAUUAUGAAUUCGAAGACAACCAGCUCUGACUGUAAUUAAUUAAGCUUGCACUGCAAAUUAAAUUAAAGUAGUUUUUAUAUUAGCUGUCAUUUUUAUUAGCUGUAUAAUUAUUAGUUUUUAGCACUGGUAAAUAAAUGGUCAUGACCUGUUGUUGCUAUAGCUUACUCAGUUAUUACCGUUUUAUGUAGUUAAGGUUAACUAUUACCAUAGCAGCGGAGUAUACAACUUUUGUCCCAUAAAUUUAUGCUAGUUUUGUAUAUUGAAUACGAUGUAUACUCAAAUUUAA